UCAGUGGCAUUACGGCCCUGAAUGAAGGUAAACAGCUCUGAGCAAACGUUCCGAAACUGUGUGUCGUGCCCAAAAAACACAGGCGGCUCGAGGAGACAUCCAAACGGCGCGAAACCAAGUUUAGAUUAUUAGCCAUGUUUGCCUAUGUCAAAUACACAGGCGGCUAUAAAGCUAUUGUUCCAAUUUCUUAUAUAAAAAACUUUGACCUGAAAACACGCCAGAGAGACGUUUGGGAAGAUGAGUACUUUAAUGGCCAGGUUCUCCUAGUGAAAGAAACCCGAGACGAGAUUGAGGAGCUAACUGUUAAUCCUCCGAAAAGGAUUAGAGUCCCCAAGAUCCACCUGGAAGACGGCGUUGCAGUGGAGAAACAUGAGGGGACAUCCAGAGAAAAGGACGGCUUAAAAAAGAAGGCAAAAACCAGUAAGGCAGCAGAGGGAAGUGAGAAAAGGAAAAGCUUAAUGCAAAUCUUGGCUGAAAAGAAAGCGAUGAAAAAACAUUCUCCACUGUUUGCAAAUGACAAAAAGAGAAAGAGGGAGGAGACACUACAAGACAUCUUCUCUGACAGUGAAGAGGAUGGAGGAGUUGUUCCCCAAAAGAUUCAUGAUGAACUAAGACUGAAGUAUCAGCAAAUGCAAAGAAAGCAACAGGAUCUAAAACAAGACCUGGACCAUUACAAACAAAAAUCUGCUGAAUUGGAGAACUGUAAAUGUGAGUUGGAACAGGAAUUGACAACUUACAGAAAUUCAAAUUUAACACUGCAACAAAAUCUUGAUGAACUGCUGAAACAGGUCUUUUCUCAAAAAUCAGUGACCUCUCAACACUGUGUCAUUGCACCUUUGACACCACCAGCAAUCAACAACCCCACUUCAGAGAGGGACCCACUUCAGCCGACGCCUUGUCCAAACCUUUUGGAAAAAAAGGAUGGGAUGAUCCACAUUGGAAAAGACAUGUGGCUGCGUGAGGAGGUGUGGAGAAAAAUCCACUCUACAACAAAGGACUCACUCUUUGUAAAAGAGUUGGCUGUACCCAUCUGGGGUACGUUAGAGUUGAGGGGAAGAAGCGUGUCUGGGAAGGAAUGCCCAACAAAAAAUACCGAAGCAAAGCCUCCCUUAUCACCAUACAAGCUUGGAAUUUGGAAUCCUCAAAGAGCGCUUCAGUGGAUGGUUGAAGGCACAGAACAUGGAGAAGACAGAGAGGGAGAAGAGGGAGAAGCUUGUGGGAUACUACAUUUCACAAAAAAUUCAAGACCUUGUGAAAAAAGAAAAAAAACACUGUAAGGAAACUUAAAAAAAUUGUGGAUCUGGACAGUUUUGUUACCAAUGCUGUUUUUGAUAUAAAUUAAAUUCUGAUAUGUAUUCACCCUUCAUGUCAAAGUUGGGCUAAUGCUAAUUUAUUAAGUGUAUAAUAAAAAAAAUUUAAAUUGA
Micropterus dolomieu (smallmouth bass) is the source of this 1424-nucleotide messenger RNA. Its product is annotated as BEN domain-containing protein 5-like. Gene Ontology annotation, biological process: negative regulation of DNA-templated transcription. The transcript is spliced from 7 exons. The record is from RefSeq and is a predicted model, not a curated record. Lineage: Eukaryota; Metazoa; Chordata; Actinopteri; Centrarchiformes; Centrarchidae. Gene Ontology annotation, molecular function: DNA binding. The coding region runs from base 135 to 1277 and encodes 380 amino acids.